AUGAGAAAGGUCCCACAUCACGGGUUGCCCAAGUGGCAACAGUGUCAGAUCUUCUAUCAUGGUUUGGACAGUCAGGGACAGAUGAUGGUUGAUACAUACUCGGGUGGUGAUAUCGGCACGAAAAAUGCCACCGAGGCAUUUGAGAUUCUUGAAAAGUGUGUCGUGAAAAACAGGACGCAACAGCCCCCGAGGGGAAAGAGUUCUCGGCAAGGAGUUCAUCAUGUGGACGACUACACAACCAUGACAGCACGUAUGGAUGCCUUGUCUUCGAAAUUUGAUCGAGUGAUGGAAAUGCACUCGAGAGGUUCUUCGAGUGGGGGAGCAUAUCAGGUAGGUGAUUUUCCGACGGGAGAGAUGUCACACGAGCAUGUUGAUUUCAUGGGAAACCAAUACCGUCCUCAAAACAAUCCCUACAGCAAUACUUAUAAUCCGGGGUGGAAGAAUCAUCCAAACUUUAGUUGGAAGCCCGAUGCUUCUAACCAGCAUCCACCCGGAUUUGCUCCACGUCCCACAGCUCCGACCCAUGGAGCAUAUGGUCCACCUCGUCCUCAGCAGACGCCCCCUUCUAGUGAUACUAGUGUGCAUGAUAUGCUUAGUCAAAUCUUAGCUGGUCAAAACACUCAAAAAGCGGAGAAUGAGAAGCGUUUUAGGGAGUAUGACGGUCAUUUCACGAGGCACGAGAGGGGCCUUCCGAGCAACACAGAGCCAAAUCCAAAUGCUACAGCAAAGGCCAUCACAUUGAGAAGCGGCAAGACCGCUCAAGCCAUCCCUCCGGCUGUUUCAGAAAAGCCAGUCGAUGACGAGGAGGUUGAUGAGGAGAUUGAGGCUGAGUCUCCGGGUGAGGUGCAACAGAGGCGAGUCCCAGCAAGUACUGCACGACCCAAGGAGCCAGUGAGAGAGUAUGUCCCUCCCAUUCCAUAUCCGGGGAGGUUGAAGAAGCAGAAAAUGGAAGAACACUAUGGUAAAUUCCUCGAGCUUUUUAAGCAACUUCAUAUAAAUUUACCAUUUGUCGAGGCACUUGCUCAAAUACCUAAGUAUGCCAAGUUUCUGAAGGAUAUCCUAUCCAACAAAAAGAAACUUGAGGAGCUUUCGCAGGUGACCUUGAAUGAAGACUGUUCAGCGGUUCUUUAG
Helianthus annuus (common sunflower) is the source of this 1131-nucleotide messenger RNA. RefSeq lists its product as uncharacterized. The record is from RefSeq and is a predicted model, not a curated record. The transcript is spliced from 2 exons. NCBI's taxonomy places the organism in Eukaryota, Viridiplantae, Streptophyta, Magnoliopsida, Asterales, Asteraceae. Bases 1 to 1131 code for a protein of 376 amino acids.